Molecule: messenger RNA, 249 nt
Organism: Erinaceus europaeus (western European hedgehog)
Lineage: Eukaryota; Metazoa; Chordata; Mammalia; Eulipotyphla; Erinaceidae
Product: cytochrome c oxidase subunit NDUFA4-like
Exons: 1
Coding region: 1-249 (82 amino acids)
Source: RefSeq, a predicted model, not a curated record
AUGCUCCAUGAAAACCUUGUUCAGGCCAAGAAGCAUUCAAGUCUGAUCCCCUUCUUAGUCUUUACUGGAACUGGAGGAACUAAAGCAGUGAUAUACGACACUCAUUUGGCAUCAUUCAAUCCAGAUGUCAGCCUGGACAGAAACAAUAACCUAGAAUACUGGAACAAACUGGAUCCCAAUGAUCAAUAUAAGUUCUAUGCAGUUGAUGUAGAUUUUAACAAGCCAAAGAAAGAAGGUUCAGGUUUCUAA